AUGGCACCAAGACCAGAGAGUUUAAAAAAGGUGAUUGAUGUAUUGGGCGAUUUCAAUCCAUCAGAAGACAAGAUUAAAAAGACGUUGGGAAUUGGAGAAGAUGAGCUAAAGAUGGUCAAAGAAGAGUCUGUCAAUAAUCAAGUCAUCAAAGAAAGACAUCCAAUCAACAAAAGAGAUACUAAAAAGGCUCAAUCGACUCUUGGUUUAAAUUUAUCAAAAGAAAAGUUGAUGGAUGUAUUUGGAGUUGAUGAAGAUACAAUAACAGAAGCAUCGGCUGAAGAGAAUGAAAUACAAGAGAUUAAAAUCAAAAGACUUCGAGAGAAUAUCACUCUGUCCAACAAGAGGGCACUUAAAAAGGCAUUGAUGAUCAUGGGAUGCGACCCUUCAUCAUCAAAGAUCAUGAGAACAUUGGGUAAUUCCAUGGAAUUCACAGAACAACAACCAACAAUAAUAAUAACUCAAUAA
Messenger RNA from Cavenderia fasciculata, 465 nucleotides. RefSeq lists its product as uncharacterized. Bases 1 to 465 code for a protein of 154 amino acids. The record is from RefSeq and is a predicted model, not a curated record. The transcript is spliced from 3 exons. NCBI's taxonomy places the organism in Eukaryota, Evosea, Eumycetozoa, Acytosteliales, Cavenderiaceae.